Molecule: messenger RNA, 2484 nt
Organism: Tricharina praecox
Lineage: Eukaryota; Fungi; Ascomycota; Pezizomycetes; Pezizales; Pyronemataceae
Product: ras guanine nucleotide exchange factor domain-containing protein
Exons: 13
Coding region: 1-2484 (827 amino acids)
Biological process (GO): small GTPase-mediated signal transduction
Molecular function (GO): guanyl-nucleotide exchange factor activity
Source: RefSeq, a predicted model, not a curated record
AUGCCUACCACAGCCAUGCCUACCAAGACGAAAGACAAAAGUGACUACAAACUGCCGACAUACAUGAAUCCAGAAUCCCAUCGGAUCGUGAACAAUUAUCUAAUUUCCAAGCCGAAGCCUCGACCUCAGCUCCUUCUUGAGGCACCACCGGAGGGCAAGCAAUCACAGAAUGGGCAUCUAGAGAAGAAGAAGAAUGUCGCAUUUGACCUCUCAGACUCGACCUACUUGAUACUCCUCCGGGUUCUCGUACUCAAGGUCCUACUCGUUCUGACUAUCCGCCGGGAGCGCCUCAUUGUCCUACCCGUCCCCCUCCCCCUCCUCCAACUCCCUCUGGUCCCGCAUGAAUCGAUGGCUAUCAGGUUACAGCGCUCUCUGUUGGCCCGCAAGAGGAAGAAGGAGCAGUCUGCACUGUCGGAAAUCUUCGAGCCUCCAUCCAAGACCGUGGCCGCGGUGUCUGUGCCGCCGAUGGAGCCCGUGGAUUCUGAGACGAGUGGUGGCAUUGUCUAUCCUAAAGAGCUUGGUGAUCUUAUUCGAAAGAGCGGGUACUGCGUCCUUGCUCCGGCUUGUCCGAUGUGGGUCCUCAAGGACGUCCGUGAGGAGCUCCGAGACCGCAAACUGGCCUCUAUUGGACGCUCGAGCGUGUCUUUCGGUAGCACUACCACUCUCUCGGUCCGCAGUGGAUCGAAUACAGUCGCAGAUUUCAUCCAUGACAAGAUAAAGACACCCUGGAAAGUGACCUUUCAUGCUGCGGAAAAGAAGGUUGGAGCAGCCGCUCCAAAUGCAUCUGAACCUACCAGUGCCUUCGACUCGGAUACCGACGACGAGCGUGCGGUGCCUCGGAUGACCAAUAUGUGGUUUCAGGGUGCCAGAUGUUACAUAGACCUUCAUGCCUUCGAGCCUCCGGAUUGUAAUGAGAUCCUUCACGUGAAAGAUUCAAAAGGUCACAAUUACUUGACGGUCGAAGAAAUUGAUGGGAAGCUUCUUGUCACAGUCGGUCUUCUAAAGAUCAUCGUAGCCGAGCUGGCCAACCCGAUCUUGACCACGCAACGCGAGCGCAAUCGAUAUGCUUUCAAUCCGACCUUCGAUCUGAUGGACGCAGUCAUUUGGGCCAUAACAAUGACAGAGCUUCUCCAGUACUGGCUCAUCACCUAUCAUGUGGACUUUACUGAUCCCGAGGACGAGGAAGAGCUUCUGGAGGCCUACCAGCAAUUCAUUUACACUUCGAAAAGCCUUAACAUGGAUUCCGAAGUUGUCGAAGCGACGAUGGACGUCCUGACCAAGAGCCAAAAAUAUUUUAACGAAUUGAUCGAAUACCUGCAGCGCAAUGAGGGACACUUCCUCACUUUUGACGACGCCUGGGUCACUUACUGGUCGCCCCCGUCAGAGGGGAAAUUCAUUCAGUUUUCUAUAGAUGCUACUUCUGAGCAACUCGCCAACUAUCUCGCUGCGGUGCAUCUGGUGAUGUUUCGUGAUGUCUGCAACCGAAUGGCCUUGCGGUCCUGGUUGAGGAGGAGCGAGGAGGACCCAAAGCCGUCGAAAGUGGAUGCAGACAGUCCAAGAACUUCCUUGUCCGUCAAAAAGCCCUGGGAAGAAUCAGGGCAACGGGUUGAAUUGUUCUUGCAACGUAUUGAAGUGAUCAUCCAUUGGGUCGCUGUAGAGAUCCUCCAAGCAGAAUGCGUCCAAGACCGAGUAGACGCGAUCCAAUUGUUCAUCGAUACUGCCGGAAGACUGAAGACGAUCGGAGACCUUUAUGGAGCAUACUGCAUAGUGCGAGGCCUCUCCGAGCCACCUGUCGGUGGACUGGAAGUCAGUUGGGAGAGUGUCACCCCAAAUCGCCUGGCCCUUCUAAAGGAACUUCGAACAGAUCUCGUUCAUGAGGAUGGCUACAAACGCUCAUACCGCCGGGCGAUGGCGCCAGUCGUCCCGAGACUGGAAUUCUUCCUUGAUAGCAUAAGGAAAAUUCACCAGCAAAAAGAUGAUAGUUUCAAGCACAACCGCCUCAACAAAACCCACCGCGAUAUCCUCAUGGAGUCCCUGGGCGGUGUGGACGUUUCCCACUACACGAAUACCUAUAUUCGUCCCAGCGGACCCGCACAGCAGCCAGACAAGCUUGAUGUCCUCAAGUACUACAACAUGAAGAAGAUAAUCCAUGCGUUCAGGGAGAAAUCUGAAGGAAAGUACGCUCUGUCGGAUUCGGUUAGACGCUAUUGGCUGGUUUUCAAGAUUCACGUUCCCAGCGUUCAUGCCCUUAAGCUCGUACCGGCGACAAUGCCGGCUACGAUUGGAGGCAAAGCCUCUCGACUUUACCACUUGUGUGAGGCCGUUGAGAUUCGCAUGUUACAAGCCUGGAUCAUGGGAGAGCCACAUCCGAUUUACCCUGCAGGCAGCGUUAACGAAGUCACCACGGAGGAAUACAGACGGCUCUUGAGGCGGAAUGGGCAGAGGACUCUCCUCAACGCUACCGGCGAGGUGGGAGAGAUUUAA